AUGAGUGAUACACACAGUAUUGGUAGUGACAGUGUUGAUUCUGUUACUAACGAUAUCAAGCAGUUUAAUCCAAAUGAGGAUCUUGAAGCACAGGAUAAUGAGGAGAGACUCUCCCAACAUUUAUCCAGAAUCUUGUCUACUCCUGAAGGUAUCUCUAAGGUUGCUUCCCUUGCAAGAGUGUUAUCUACCAAGACAAAGGCAGAUUUGGACCACUUUGAGAUCAAUCCUGAGGAUUUUGACUUAAAGCUCUUGUUGAAAUAUUUGCAUGAAAGAGCAUAUGAACAAGGUAUUGAAUCUGCUCAUUCUGGUAUUGCCUUCAAGGAUUUGACUUGUUGGGGUAUCGAUGCAUCCGCUGCUUAUGGUCCUUCUGUUCCAGAAAUGUGUAGGGAUGCCUUCAAAUGGCCAUCCAAGUUUUUCAAAAAGGACUCGUCCCCUCAAAGACAAAUUAUUAGAAACUUCAUGGGUACUAUUGAACCCGGUGAAUUGGUCUUGGCACUCGGUAAACCCGGUGCUGGUUGUUCCUCCCUUUUGAAGGCCUGUGCUGGUGAAAUUGAAAACUUCACCCAUGUCGAAGGUACUUUCUCUUACGAUGGUUUGGACCAAGAAGAAAUGAUGCAAAAAUACAAAGGUUACAUUAUUUACAACCCUGAAUUGGAUUUCCACUUCCCAUAUAUCACAGUCAAGGAAACAAUCCAGUUCGCUCUUAGAACGAAAACUCCAAAGAAGAGAGUCGACAAUAUGAAGAGAGAAGAAUAUGUCGACAAUAUGUUGAAGUUAUGGUGUACUGUCUUUGGUUUGACCCAUACAUAUUCUACCAGAGUCGGUAAUGAUUUUGUUAGAGGUGUCUCUGGUGGUGAAAGAAAGAGAGUCUCCAUUGUCGAGGCAUUAUCUAUGAAUGCAUCCUUUUACUGUUUCGAUAAUGCAACAAGAGGUUUGGAUGCUUCUACCGCAUUGGAAUUCACACAAUGUUUAAGAACUGCUACUAAUAUGUUGAGAUGUGGUGCUUUGGUUGCUAUUUACCAAGCAGGUCAAAACAUUUACGAGUUGUUCGAUAAGGUUACUGUUAUCUACAAGGGUAAACAGAUCUAUUGGGGUCCAGCAAAGGACGGUGUUGCAUACUUUGAGAAAAUGGGUUACCAAAAGCCAAAUAGAAUGACUGCUCCUGAAUUCUUAACUGCUGUUACAUCUCCUUCUUCGAGGCAGAUCAAGCCAGGCUAUGAAGAUAAAGUUCCAGAUAGUGCAGAAGACUUUGAAGAGUAUUGGCAAAAUUCUCCAGAAUACGCUAAGUUGUUAGCUCAGUAUGAGAACUUCGUUUCUAACCACAAUGCUGAGGAAACUAGAGCUAGGUUAGCUCUUGCAACCUCCCAAAGAAAACAAAGUGGUCAAAGAGAUAAGUCUAUUUUUGUUAUCAAUUAUUUCCAACAGUUAAAGUAUUUAGUUAUUAGAGGUUUCCAAAGAACAAAGGGUGAUAUCACUUAUACAUUGGUCUAUUUAUCUUCCUUCGUUACUAAAGGUUUUGUUGUUGGUUCCAUGUACUACCAUAUUCCUAGAUCCACUGUUGGUGCUUACUCUCGUGGUGCAAUGUUAUUCUAUUGUUUGUUAUUCUGUGCGUUGACUUCCUUGGCUGAAAUUGCUAACUCCUUUGCAAAUAGAAGAAUCCUUGUCAAGCAAAAGUCCUAUUCCAUGUACCAUUUAUCCGCAGAAGCUUUACAAGAGAUGAUUACUGAAUUGCCAACAAAGGCGAUUGCAGUUAUUAUUUUAUCUUUGACAGCUUAUUGGAUGCCAAAUAUGAAGCAUGAAGCAGGUGCUUUCUUUAUGUUCUUCUUGUUCUUAUUAACUAUUCAACAAUGUAUGUCUUUCAUCUUCAAGCUUGUUGCUACUUUGACAAAAGAUGGUACUACCGCACAUGCUAUUGGUGGUUUAUGGGUUUUGAUGUUGUGUGUUUACUCUGGAUUCAUGUUGCCAUUACCAAAGAUGCAUCAUUGGAUUAAAUGGAUUCACUAUUUGAACCCGAUGUUCUAUUGCUACAACUCUUUGGUUGGUAAUGAAUUCCACGGUAAGACUUUAGAAUGUUCUAAAUUUGUUCCAUCUGGUCCGGGUUAUGAAAAUCUAUCACUAGCCCAUCAAAUUUGUGAUUUACCUGGUGCAAUUGCGGGCCAAGAUUUUGUUUCUGGUGAUGCAUAUAUCUUAAGACACUUUGAUUUUAGAUGGCACAAUGUUUGGAAAUACUGGGGUGUCAAUCUUUGUUGGACCGUUGGUUUCAUUGGCUUGAACGUUUUCAUGGCUGAAUUUGUUAAGAACGUUGAGGGUGGUGGUGAUAUGCUUUUGUUCAAGAGAGGUCAUAUGCCAGACACCUCCGGUGGUGAGGAAUGGGAUGGUAAGGUCGCAACUAGAGAAGAGAUGAUGCUUGCAUUAAAUGGUCCUAACGCAGAUCUAGACAAGAUUAUUGCAGAAGCAGAUAUUUUCUCUUGGAAAAACUUGGACUAUAUUAUUCCUUACGAAGGUGCAACAAGACAAUUGUUGUGUUCAGUUCAAGGUUACGUCAAACCGGGUACUAUGACAGCAUUAAUGGGAGAAUCUGGUGCAGGUAAAACCACCUUGUUGAAUGUUUUGGCUCAAAGAAUCAACUUUGGUACAAUUACCGGUGAUAUGUUAGUCAACGGUAGACCACUAGAUUCUUCCUUCAAGAGAAGAACUGGUUAUGUCCAACAACAAGAUUUACAUAUGGCUGAAUUCUCUGUCAGAGAAUCAUUGAAAUUCGCAGCUGAUUUGAGACAACCAAAGGACGUCCCACAAUCUGAGAAGUACGAUUAUGUCGAAAAGAUUAUCAACUGUUUGGGUAUGGAUAAAUAUGCAGAAGCAAUGGUUGGUAAAAUUGGUAGGGGUUUGAACGUCGAACAGAGAAAGAAGUUAUCUAUUGCUACUGAAUUAGUUGCUAAACCAUCAUUGUUGUUAUUCUUGGAUGAACCAACUUCUGGUUUAGAUUCAGAAUCUUCCUGGUCUAUUGUGCAAUUUAUGAGAGCUUUAGCAGAUUCAGGUCAAGCUAUCUUAUGUACCAUUCAUCAACCUUCUGCUACUUUGUUUGAAGUUUUUGAUAGAUUGUUGUUAUUGAAGAAGGGUGGUAAAACUGUUUAUUUUGGUGACAUUGGACCAAACUCUUCUAUUAUGUUGGACUAUUUUGAGAAACAUUCUGGUGUUAAAUGUGGUGUUUCAGAAAACCCUGCAGAAUAUAUUUUGAAUUGUAUUGGUGCCGGUGCAACUGCAUCUGCGGCACAAGACUGGUCCGAAUUAUGGAACAAUUCCCCAGAAUGUGAAAAGGUUACUGCUGAAAUCGAACAAUUACAUCGUGAGUUGCCAAGUAGACCUGUAAACAACCAAGUUGGUGAUUUAACUGCAAAAUAUGCAACCACUUAUGACCAACAAUUCUGGUUUGUCUUGAAGAGAACUUACUUGCAAUUCUGGAGAUCCCCAGUUUAUAUCAGGGCUAAAUUCUUAGAAUGUGUUUGUUGUGCUUUAUUCGUUGGAUUGUCUUAUGUUGGAUUUGAUCAUACUGUUGCUGGUGCGCAAGGUGCGUUCAGUUCUGUUUUCAUGUUAUUGUUGAUUUCCUUAGCUAUGAUUAACCAAUCCCAUGUUUAUGCUAUUGAUUCAAGAGAAUUAUUUGAAGUUAGAGAAAGUUUGUCGAAUACAUUCCACUGGUCAUGUUUGCUAAUUUCUCAUACCUUUAUUGAAAUCUUUUGGUCUGUUCUUUGUCAAUUUGUUUGUUACAUUUGUUACUAUUGGCCAGCACAAUAUUCUGGUAAUGCAGAUAAGGCAGGUUUCUUCUUCUUCAUUUACGUUUUGAUUUUCCCAAUCUAUUUCAUUUCCUAUGGUUUGGCCAUCUUGUACUUCUCCCCAGAUGUUCCAUCAGCAUCUAUGAUUAACUCCAAUUUAUUUGCUUCCAUGUUGUUAUUCUGUGGUAUCUUGAAUCCAAAGAGAUGGUCUCCAAAGUUCUGGUCUUUCAUGUACGUUGCUUCCCCAUUCACAUAUUUUGUCCAAGCUUUCGUUGGUACUAUCCUUCACGACAGAGAACUUAUAUGUGCAUUUGACGAAUACAAUAUCAUGGAUCCACCUGAAAAUCAAACUUGUGGUGAUUUCCUUUCUGCUUACGUUGAACACAACGGUGGUUAUAUCGCAAACCCAACUGAAGAUACCCAGUGUAAGUACUGUCCAUACACUAAACAAGAACAAGUUGUUUUACAAUAUGGUAUCAAAUGGAACCAACAUUGGAGAAAUUUUGGUAUUGCAUGGAUCUACAUCAUUUUCAAUUUCUUUGCAAUGUGUGCUGGUUACUACAUCUUGAGAGUCCGAAACUUCUCUAUUUCAGAAUUAUUCAAUGUCAAGAAAUGGUUUGAAAAGGCAAGAGUCGACAGACAUGAAAAGGAUACCACUAUUUUUGCACCUCAAGCCGGUGACAAUAAGGUUUUAGUUGCAAAGAAAAAAUAA
Pichia kudriavzevii is the source of this 4482-nucleotide messenger RNA. RefSeq lists its product as uncharacterized. Gene Ontology annotation, molecular function: ATP hydrolysis activity; ABC-type transporter activity; ATP binding. The transcript has 2 exons. The record is from RefSeq and is a predicted model, not a curated record. NCBI's taxonomy places the organism in Eukaryota, Fungi, Ascomycota, Pichiomycetes, Pichiales, Pichiaceae. Bases 1 to 4482 code for a protein of 1493 amino acids. Gene Ontology annotation, biological process: transmembrane transport. Gene Ontology annotation, cellular component: membrane.